Messenger RNA from Heterocephalus glaber (naked mole-rat), 981 nucleotides. RefSeq names its product olfactory receptor 7G3-like. Gene Ontology annotation, molecular function: G protein-coupled receptor activity; olfactory receptor activity. The record is from RefSeq and is a predicted model, not a curated record. Gene Ontology annotation, cellular component: membrane. Gene Ontology annotation, biological process: G protein-coupled receptor signaling pathway. NCBI's taxonomy places the organism in Eukaryota, Metazoa, Chordata, Mammalia, Rodentia, Bathyergidae.
AUGAAACCAGAAAAUAUAUCAGAUACUGUAAAAUUUGUUCUCCUGGGAUUGUCAGAUGAUCUACACCUGCAGCCCAUCCUCUUUGGACUGUUCCUGUCCAUGUACCUGGUCACAGUGCUCAGGAACCUGCUCAUCAUCCUGGCUGUCAUCUCUGACUCCCAGCUCCACACUCCCAGGUACUUCUUCCUCUCCAACUUGUCCCUGGCUGACAUAUGUUUCACCUCCAUUACAGUCCCAAAGAUGAUUCUGAACAUCCUAACUCACAGUAGGGUCAUCUCCUAUGUGAGCUACUUGACACAAAUGUCUCUUUUUAUAAAUUUUGGAUGUAUGGAUGACAUGCUACUAACUGUGAUGGCCUAUGACCACUUUGUGGCCAUCUGUCACCCCUUAAGGUACAAUGUCUUCAUGAACCCCAAACUCUGUUGGCUGCUUGUUCUCCUUUCCUUCCUCAUCAGUAUCCUUGAUGCUCUGCUCCUCACCUCCAUGGCACUGCAGCUGUCAUUCUGCACAAACCUGGAGAUUCCCCACUUUUUCUGUGAACUCAAUCAUCUUCUCAAGCUUGCCUGUUCUGAUAUCCUCAUCAAUAAUAUCCUGGUGUAUUUGGUGACAGGCCUGUUGAGUGUUGUUCCUCUCUCUGGGAUAAUUUUCUCUUACUCUCAAAUUGUCUCUUCUGUCCUGAAAAUUCCAUCACCUGGUGGGAAGUAUAAAGCCUUCUCUGUUUGUGGGUCACACCUAAUAGUCAUUUCCUUGUUCUAUGGGACAGGUUUUGGUGUGUACCUCAGUUCUACAGGUACUCAUUCUUCCAGAAAGAGCACAGUAGCCUCAGUGAUGUACACUGUGGUCACCCCCAUGAUGAACCCUUUUAUAUACAGCUUGAGGAACAAAGAUAUGCUGAGGGCUUUGUGGAAACUCAUCACUAGAAUAACAUCUUUCCUUUCAUGUCAGAUGCUUUUACUACUGGAGCAAGUCAAAGAGAAAUAA